UGCAAACCAACCAACCACAGAUAGAUAAGAGCAGAAAGUUAGCUACCAACCACCACCAACCAACUAUGAAAAUCACCACCAUCCUCUCCACCGCCGCCCUCGCUCUCCUCUCCACCUCCACCUCCACCACAGCCCUAGGAACCAACUGCCGUGGCAAACACGAAUGCAACACCACCGGCUGCCAGCUCAGCGAGCUCGAGGCGACAAUCGCCAGAAUGCCCACCUACAAAAAAUUCAAGCCGGGCCAGGAAAUCGCCUGCUGCACUCCCGGCACCCCCAAUGGCAAUGGCAAUGGCAGGGGCCGGCUGUGUGCGUACACGCAGCAUACGAACUCGGAGAUUCCGGUGUUGCAGUUGCGCCACUAUGUUCGGGGCCUGUAUAGGCAUGGGUGUAGACGGUGUGGGAGUUUUGCGUUUGAUGGGCGGGAUGUCUUUAAUGGGGAGUUGACGGUGGAUUAUCGUGGGUGAAAGGCGGGUUUCGAUUCGGAAUAAGAUGAGGGGCGGGGCGGGGCGGGGCGGGGCGGGGGUUGAUUUUAUUUCCCCAAACCCCUUUUUCUUACCCCUUUUACUUACUUACCCCUUUUCCUCCCACAUAUAACUUACAUUUUCAAGUUCCGGUGUCGUCGCCCUAUAUCCAUGUACAGUACGAUUAUUGUCUGAAUAUUACUGAGGAAGAGUGAGUAGAAUAAAAA
Blastomyces dermatitidis ER-3 is the source of this 691-nucleotide messenger RNA. RefSeq lists its product as uncharacterized. Bases 66 to 467 code for a protein of 133 amino acids. NCBI's taxonomy places the organism in Eukaryota, Fungi, Ascomycota, Eurotiomycetes, Onygenales, Ajellomycetaceae. Gene Ontology annotation, cellular component: extracellular region. The record is from RefSeq and is a predicted model, not a curated record. The transcript has a single exon.